AGUAGAGAAAAGGGGUUGGCUUUGUGUAAUAACUUUUUGACUUUUUGACUAUUUUGUUAAGUUGCCAAACCACCAGUGUCUAUGAAAGUGAUAUCCUUGAUUAAAUGGUCGUUAAGGUGUUUGCCCAUUUAAAUUUUAGGCGAGCUAUAAAGUUGAUCUAUGAAUGAAAAAUAAGUAUUUCUUGAUUAAUAGGAAUCUAAUAGUUUUGAAGAAAAGUAAGACAAUGCUUUCUACCCUUAUGAAUUCAACUUUUACUGGUUCAAUCUAUUAUUACACUACAAUAUUUGUCUUUUCUCCAAAUGAAUUCUGAUGCAGGGGAAAGAACGUUUCUAGAGGUAAAAUUAUUGUAUGUUCUAUAAUAUUCUAAAUUGGUAAUUGUCGAACAAGUAAAUAGAGUAUAAAAAUUGACCAGGACUUGGUGGGUGACAUUGACUACCUUAAGUAGGUAGCAUAUUUGAUUUUGGCACAUUGGAAUUCAUUUUUAUAACAACUUAGUGUUUUGUUUGGAACAGGGUACUAGAUUGCUUCUUAAGUAAACAUGGCACGGAGUGGUGGAAAAGAUUUUGUUUCGAUGAAUAUUUAUGACAUGCUUGAAGGUUUCUCCCAUUCACCAAUGGAGUUUUGUAUAUUUAGAUUACAUGAAGAACUACGUCAGUUAAACGACAAGGCCUAUGACCCAGAGAUUAUUUCAAUAGGUCCUUACCACCGUGGUAAACAAAACCUACAGAUGAUGGAGCGGCACAAGCUACGCUAUUUUCAUUCACUUCUUCAAGAAAAAAAUCAGAGUCCAAAAAAAUAUGUCGAUGCUAUUGGAGAACUAGAACAAAAAGCACGUCAAUUUUAUGCUGAACCUAUAAGCCUUGAUUCAGAUGAAAUGAUCACAAUGAUGGUACUGGACGGCUGCUUUAUCAUUCAAUUGUUGCGGAAGUUUGAUAUGGAAUUCUUGAGAGAUGAGAAUGAUCCUAUUUUUAAAAUGGACUGGAUUUUUAAUAGGUUGCAGCGCGAUUUAAUGUUAUUUGAAAACCAAAUUCCGUUCUUUAUACUGUGCGAGUUAUUUGAUAUGAUCGAGGCACCAAACAACCAUAACAGGCUCAUUUAUUUGGCCUUGAAUUUUUUUAGUGAUCUUUUACCAGGUACCGGUAAAAGGGAAGAUGGAAAAGAGUCACACAGUAAGAGCAGUCAUUUACUCGGGUUGAUACACAGUAACUGGCGCCCCUCAUUUGCAGGGUUGGAGCCUGUUGAAGAUGCCUCAAAUAAAAAAGGAAAAGGGAACUGGCGAUUCAUUCCUAAUACAAGAGAGCUCCAAGAAGCUGGAGUUAAGAUAGAGAAGUUUGAGGUUACAGGAGGUAGCUUGUUUGAUAUCAAGUUCAAAAGUGGGGUAUUGCAGAUUCCACCUUUAACCAUUGAAGGCAGGACAGGGUCAUUCUUCAGAAACCUCAUUGCAUAUGAGCAAUAUAGUCCUGAUAGCCAACUCAGUUAUGUCACUGAUUAUGUGAAAUUUUUAGAUUGCCUCAUUGACUCUCCAAAGGAUGUCAAAAUACUUUCUCGUUGUGGUAUCAUUGAUAAUUGGUUAGGUGAUGAUGAAGCGGUUUCCAUCUUAUUUAACAAGAUUAGUGACACGGUCUCGGGGACAAGCACGCAUUUCCAGUAUGCUGAUAUCUUUAACAGGGUGAACAUCCAUUGCAGCCAGCCCUGGAAUCUGUACAGGGCAACUCUGAACCGGAAUUAUUUUAAUAACCCGUGGGCAAUGAUUGCAAUUAUGGCUGCUUUGGUAUUACUUCUACUCACUUUGACACAAACUGUAUUUACGGUUUUUCGCUGGAAAUUGUAAUUGUUGGAGCGACAAAAUAGAUGGUCACAACUUAUUGGUGAGAGUAUCAGUGUGCUCUUCUUUAUUGUCUUUAAACUCUCCGUUUGUAAUUACUUUGACAAUAUUCAUACAUAUAUGUAUAAUAUGUGUAUGUUUGCUCUGGAUAUUGAUUUGCUCUUCAGUGAAUUGUUCUCUUCUCCUCU
Molecule: messenger RNA, 2013 nt
Organism: Camellia sinensis
Lineage: Eukaryota; Viridiplantae; Streptophyta; Magnoliopsida; Ericales; Theaceae
Source: RefSeq, a predicted model, not a curated record